ACUAUGUCAUUAUUGCUGAACAGCAAGGGAAGCUGCCGUCACAGUACCACGGUUGUGGUACUUUCGGUAGCCGUUCUGCUGACCGUCGGACAAGUUCAAAACCUUAAGUGCAGGACGGCAGACCACUCGAGACGCCACGGGGAGUUUAUCGACAUAGCUGAACAAUGCAACAACACGACUUCGGGCGACCGGUCGGCGUCUGCGAUGGACGGCGAUUAUUCUACUUACGCGUCAGGCGGCAGCGGCGACAACGAUGGUCGGUGGAACGGAGACGGCCGGCGGAACAACAACAAUCGCGAGUUCAGCGUUAACCGACAGGACUUUGGCGGCAACCGUGGUAGCGGUGGUGGCAGUUACGACCGCGACCAGUGCGGCGAAGCCCGACCGCAACAAUAUUCGGGAAAUACGGGCAGCCGUUCAAAGAACCACCGACAAGGGAGUUAUCCGAGUGUCGAUUAUGACUCGGGACAAUCCAAUUCCAACCAUAACAGACAGCCACUGCCUAUGAGACGAUAUCGCAGGGAYGACAGCAAUGAUAAGAACAAACAUCAGAAGGCAGUGGUGACAGGCAACAAUAACAGACUUUUGGGGAACAAUCGUUUCAGAAACGUGACGAAAACCGGAGGAAACCAACAGGGUAAAGGGACGUACCUCGACAAAAUGGACGCCAUCUCGAACAUCCCCAAUGAAACCAUUUCCAUCAAUAAAAAGGGACAAUCUGUAUUAUACGAUGAAAAAAUUAACGAAUCGGCACGUACUUACUACAAUAAAACUUUGAGCAUGUUUCUUUCUUGGGUGCCGCUAGAGAAAAUGAAUGAUGAAUAA
Diuraphis noxia (Russian wheat aphid) is the source of this 825-nucleotide messenger RNA. It is a transcript of the gene Obp59a, whose product is annotated as Odorant-binding protein 59a. The record is from RefSeq and is a predicted model, not a curated record. Lineage: Eukaryota; Metazoa; Arthropoda; Insecta; Hemiptera; Aphididae. Gene Ontology annotation, molecular function: odorant binding.